Messenger RNA from Drepanopeziza brunnea f. sp. 'multigermtubi' MB_m1, 960 nucleotides. RefSeq lists its product as uncharacterized. The record is from RefSeq and is a predicted model, not a curated record. NCBI's taxonomy places the organism in Eukaryota, Fungi, Ascomycota, Leotiomycetes, Helotiales, Drepanopezizaceae.
AUGUCCUUAGAAAAAGAAAAGGAAAAGGAAAAGGAAAAGGAAAAGGAAAAGGAAAAAGAAAAUGGGACAGGACCAGCCAAAUCUGAAGAAGAUGAUGCAACUUCAAACCAGAAUGCUCCAUCCCUCCUUUCCCGCAUCGCAGCCUCGGCUACAGGACUGACCCGGAACGCCUCCAUGGCCCCGGCCAGCGCGACCGACUUACAAAAUGCUGCGUCGAGUUCAGAAAAGGGGCGAUCGCUCCCCGGUGCAUCCUCCAGCGGAAGAGCUUGGGCAGAGAGCUCCAAAUCAACGCCAAGUCAUCCGCAAACAAACUCCCAAGCGAGCAGCUCCUCCGGCCUGCGAACCACCCACAGUGAGCAACACGUCCAAGCUUCUGAACAACAAUUCCACUCCUUUCUAGACGGAAUCCCCUCCUUCGUCCCCUUGGGAAGCUUCGGCACCAUCCCCGUGGCGGACGCGAGGAGCAGUUUCGACGAAGCCUGGUCGCGAUCCCUAGCUCAACUUGCCGACUCUUCACGCAGGACGGUAGCGGAGCAAGAGAGCAGAGAUGGCGAGGAUGUCGUUGCCCUACUAUCACAGCCUGCUGCCCUAGAGACCCCCCCGGAAAUGGAGGAAGAUGAGAACUAUGACUGGGGCCUCACGCCUGCUCAGAUCUCCCAGCUGAGGGAGAGAACAAGGGAUCUUUUGCCUGCUCCUGAACAGCAUGGUCAUCUAUCUGAAAACAACGCGCUGAAUCUACUUCCGGAUUUCCAAGGCCGGGAAGAGGCGCGAGAGCAGUAUCUGAAUGACUGGAGUGACGUGUUGAAUCGGUACGCGGAUGAGGUCUGGGGUGGACUCUUGCCGCUUGUGAAGGAAGCGAGGAGGGAAGUCGAAGAAUUGAAGGCGGACGAGCAUGGGAUCGAACAGUCGAAGACGAAGGCUAUUAGGAGGCUCAAUGCUAUCCUGGGCCAUUUAGGAUAG